AUAUCUAUGGUCUUGACUCAGUUAGCCGGAAGUAUAACCUAUUUACCAAGGAAAUAUUUCCGCAUGGGCGUGCGUGGUUUGAUGCAGCCACGGAGGGAGGUGGCAGUUUGUUUAUGAAUUGCCUUUCCUUGUGUUAUUAUCGCGUUUUAAUAAAAACAUUUCACAAUGGCAGAGGACGUUCAGAAACACUCCGUGCACACGCUGGUGUUCAGGUCGCUCAAGAGAACGCAUGACAUGUUCGUGGCAGAUCAUGCCAAGCCGAUAGCCAUUGACGAGGGAAGUCAUAAACUGAAGAUGACAGUCAAGCUGCGUGCGGAGUAUGGUGGUGUUCUGCACAUGCCCGUUCUUAAAGAGGGGAAGGAGAAAGCCAAGCAACAGAUGACUGACCCCUACAGCCAGCAGGGGUACCCAGCACACUCAGAUCUGGAUCCAGAGUAUCUCAUCACUGGAACACAUCAUUAUCCAUCAGGCCCUGGGGUAGCUCUGACGGCCGACACACAGAUGCAGAAGAUGCCCAGUGAAGGUGGAGUUCAGUCACUGGCGCUAGCACUGCCUCCAUCACAAGCAAGGCAGGAUACCACUCGCACUGCAGCCAGUGUAGCGGACAUUCACAGACAUGCUGGGAGUGCGGACAGGUCACAGCCUCCUCUCCAUGCUAUGUCCCUCACGGAGGCAGGAGGGACUAAGAACGUGUCGCUGGUGAGGAAAGCUCCGACCAUGCCCAAGCCACAGUGGCACCCGCCGUGGAAACUGUACCGGGUCAUCAGUGGUCAUUUAGGGUGGGUGAGAUCCAUCGCGGUAGAGCCAGGGAACCAGUGGUUUGUCACCGGGUCAGCCGACAGGACCAUAAAGAUCUGGGACCUGGCGAGUGGGAAGCUCAAGCUCUCUCUCACGGGACACAUCAGCACGGUGCGGGGCGUGGCCGUCAGCUCCCGCAGCCCCUAUCUCUUCUCCUGCGGGGAGGACAAGCAGGUCAAGUGCUGGGACCUGGAGUACAACAAGGUGAUCCGCCACUACCACGGCCACCUCAGCGCGGUGUACGACCUGGACCUGCACCCCACCAUCGACGUCCUGGUGACCUGCAGCAGAGACUCCACCACCAGGGUUUGGGACAUCCGGACCAAGGCUAACGUGCACACGCUGUCCGGACACACCAACACGGUGGCCACGGUCAAGUGCCAGGCCGCGGAACCUCAGGUCAUCACAGGCAGCCACGAUACCACCAUCAGAAUGUGGGAUCUCGUCGCCGGGAAGACCAGAGCCACGCUGACCAAUCACAAGAAGUCUGUCAGAGCCCUUGUUCUGCACCCCCGUCAAUACACCUUCGCCUCCGGUUCCCCAGACAACAUUAAGCAGUGGAAGUUCCCGGAUGGAAGCUUCAUCCAGAACCUUUCCGGCCACAACGCUAUCAUCAACACACUGGCAGUCAACUCAGACGGCGUUCUGGUAUCGGGAGCCGACAACGGCACCAUCCACAUGUGGGACUGGAGGACCGGCUACAACUUCCAGCGGAACGCGCGUGCAGCGGCUCCUGACAGCGAUCGGCAUCUUGCCUGCCUUUUUGACCAAUCGGAGAGCAGGCUGAUCACCGCCGAGGCCGACAAGACCAUCAAGGUGUACAGAGAGGACGACACUGCGACUGAAGAAACCCAUCCAGUUAAUUGGAAACCGGAGAUUGUGAAGAGGAAGAGAUUCUAAAGCUGAAGAGUCUGUUUUUGUUUUGUUGUCGACGUCAUUGUUUUUACCUUUUUGGAAAUUGUCCCUGCUUUUGUUUCGCUAAAUAUUCUGGAUGCUUCCGCUGUACAGGUCCCCGAAUAAACAAUUUCCAUUUCCUUCCCAUGAAAUAUUUGAAAGCUUAUGUUAUCUGUACUGGCCAAUCUCCAACCCCCCAAAAAAACCAACAAAAUACGCAUCGUAAAUUGGUGAGCUGGUGUCACAGGUGCACAGUGACAUUGUUCUGACCAGCUGAGACCCUCCAAUCCUUGGCCAAUGCUAGAACCACUUGUGCAUCUCUUGGCAGGGCAGCCAACCACAGUUGGCACUGGUGCAGUCCAGAUUCAGUGCCACACUGUGAUGUCCUUCCAUGCACUAGAUCAGUGCCUUAGCAGAUUCGGCCACCCAGCGGCCUGGAACAAAUUGUACUUUAAAUGAGACCAUUAAUUUAGGUAAUUUAUUCACUGUCUUAUUAAUGUUUAAUUUAAAGAUAAUUUAUGCAUGCAAUAAAAAUAGUUUUUUUGUUUUUAGCUUUUAUCAGUAAGUGGUUAUGUCAAAAUGUGAACAAUCACAAGCUUUCAAAGUAUUGCCAAGAGAUUGCAAUAAAGACUGCUUUGAAUCAAAUGUA
Molecule: messenger RNA, 2341 nt
Organism: Anguilla rostrata (American eel)
Lineage: Eukaryota; Metazoa; Chordata; Actinopteri; Anguilliformes; Anguillidae
Product: pleiotropic regulator 1-like
Biological process (GO): mRNA splicing, via spliceosome
Cellular component (GO): Prp19 complex; catalytic step 2 spliceosome; precatalytic spliceosome
Molecular function (GO): protein binding
Source: RefSeq, a predicted model, not a curated record